Messenger RNA from Coprinopsis cinerea okayama7#130, 303 nucleotides. RefSeq lists its product as hypothetical. Lineage: Eukaryota; Fungi; Basidiomycota; Agaricomycetes; Agaricales; Psathyrellaceae. Bases 1 to 303 code for a protein of 100 amino acids. The record is from RefSeq and is a predicted model, not a curated record. The transcript has 2 exons.
AUGACCGACGUGUCUGUACAGAAAAAGGCGGAAUUUGUCAAGCAUAUGCAAGAUGCGCUCGAAUGUCUCUACAACCUAGCGACUACAGCCAAUCUCCAUAUAGCGGACAUCACACCAAGGCUUGAAUGGCUCAAUGAGUACACAGACCAACUGCCGUCGGAUGCUCAACAUGACCACAGUGAAAACUUAACCGACUCGAUUGCCGCCCUUGCCGCCCUCCAAAAAACCAUUCGUAGGAUGCUCAAGGAAAUUAGAGACGGGCGUCUGAGGACGAGGGAAUAUAUAGCAGAGGACGUCGAAUGA